Molecule: messenger RNA, 798 nt
Organism: Rhipicephalus microplus (southern cattle tick)
Lineage: Eukaryota; Metazoa; Arthropoda; Arachnida; Ixodida; Ixodidae
Product: proline-rich receptor-like protein kinase PERK10
Source: RefSeq, a predicted model, not a curated record
AUGCGUACUAGGUCUGUGUUGAAGUUGUGCUGCGUGAUAGCCGAGCAAUCUGUCGACGGAAACGACGAACCUCACGACAGCGUUGUCUUCAACGCUGCUCCCAGGGGCGUCUGCCGCAAGUCAAUCUGCGGCUACGGAGCCCUCUAUGACGGCGACGCAGCGUCCACCUUCACGAGAGGGGGCCGUUUCACCCACGGCAGCGAAGGCAUUAAUGGAAGUCUUACCAACAGCAGGCAAAUCAAGGCCAUCCUGGCUCUUUUGUUCGCCUUCCUCAUCACGCUGCUCGGUGCGCUGUGCUACGCUCUGUUCUCUUUCUUGAUAGCGCCACCUGAACCAACGGUGCAAGCUGAUACUUCAAUGACCGAUGAACACACGACGAGUUCUACCGACGAGUCGACCACAGAAGACGUGCCGUCAACUCUGACGUCCACAACAGACACGAUACUGCCACCUCCGGCUCCACAACCUAGCCCUAGGCCACCUACUCCUGGACCACCCAGCCCUAGGCCACCUCGCCCUAGCCCUACUAGCCCUAGGCCACCUGCCCCUAGGUCACCUACCCCUGAGCCACUGGAUACUUCAAUGACCGACGAACAGACGACGAGCUCUACCGACGAGUCGACCACAGAAGACGUGCCGUCAACUCUGACGUCCACAACGGACACGAUACUGCCACCGCCGGCUCCACAACCUAGCCCUAGGCCACCUACUCCUGGACCACCCAGCCUAGGCCACCUCACCCUAGCCCUACUAGCCCUAGGCCACCUGCCCCUAGGCCACCUACCCCUGAGCCACUGA